Molecule: messenger RNA, 2068 nt
Organism: Osmia bicornis bicornis
Lineage: Eukaryota; Metazoa; Arthropoda; Insecta; Hymenoptera; Megachilidae
Product: ATPase WRNIP1-like
Exons: 6
Coding region: 425-2017 (530 amino acids)
Biological process (GO): regulation of DNA repair; DNA-templated DNA replication
Cellular component (GO): nucleus
Molecular function (GO): DNA binding; single-stranded DNA helicase activity; ATP binding
Source: RefSeq, a predicted model, not a curated record
UUCACUGUUACGUUAUUGUAAUGUUAUUGUAACGCUUAUGCUAUAUUUUAUUAUUUUGAUUAGUAUUUCUUCGAAAAAGUCAAGAUAAGCAUUACCAAACUACUACUUGAUGUCUAGCGUCGACCCACACGUCAUCAAUUGAACAAUAGUUUCGACACAACGUCGCCCUGUUUAGAAAAAUUUUAUCCUUUCAGAACGUACUACUUCGACUUACUUAAUACUAUAUAUGAUAGAUGAAAGUUUAUUUAAUAUUACGGUAAAAUGGUGAAGACAUGUAAUAUGUAGAAUUGGUAAAAGCGAACAUCAGGUUAUACGGUACUCGUAUAAUGUAACGGUACCGUCGCUAAAAAUCAUUGUAACAAUUCUUUCUGCGCAUCGCGCGGUAAUCUUAUUUACCAGGUUGUUUUACUUACAAAGUUGAAAAAUGAAUGACAAUAUAAUUUCUUGUCCCAUUUGUUCAAAAGAAUUUUCUUCUGCAGUGAUAGAAAGUCAUGUUAGUAAAUGUUUGUUUUUAAAUGAAUCAACGAGCAAUGAAUCUGCAGUCCCUUUCAAGGAUGAAAGUUUUGGUGGAAAACAUAUAAAGUUGAGUAACAAGAAAACAAAACAGGGUGAUUCAGGAUCAUUAAAGAGAAAAAGUAGUUUAAUGGAAUCAUCUUUUACAAAUACAGAUAAUCAAAUCCCAAAGACUUCAUUUGAGAAUAAUCCAGAAAAACAAGUUAAAAAAGCUAAAGAUGAUCAUGUACCUCUUGCUGAACGGAUGAGACCUACUACACUAUCAGGAUAUGUUGGACAGUCACAUAUUCUUGGGCCAUCUACUGUACUUUACCAAUUGUUAAAUAAAUCUGAAAUUCCAAAUAUAAUUUUAUGGGGCCCACCUGGUUGUGGAAAGACAUCUUUGGCAAAUGUCAUAGCUCACAUAUGUAAAAAUAAAUCAAAUGGUAAAAUGAGAUAUGUUAAAUUAUCUGCAGCAAUGGCUGGUGUUAAUGAAGUGAAAGAAGUGAUCACUAUAGCUUCUAAUGAAUUGAAAUUUAACAGACGUACAGUAAUUUUUAUGGAUGAAAUACAUCGUUUUAAUAAAGCACAACAAGAUGUAUUUUUACCUCAUGUUGAAUCCGGUAUUAUUACAUUAAUUGGAGCUACAACAGAAAAUCCUUCCUUCAGUUUAAAUUCUGCACUUCUGAGUCGUUGUAGAGUUAUUGUUUUAGAGAAAUUGAGUAUACUUAAUUUAACAUCCAUAUUAAAGAAAGCUGUUUCUUCAUUAGAGGGGUCUGUAUUUCAUUCGAGUAAAAAAUUAGAAGAUUCUGAGCAAAUACCAAAAUUCAUAAUAGAUGAACCAACCAUAGAAUGGUUGGCAGGAACAUGCGACGGUGACGCACGAAUAGCUUUAGGUGGUCUUGAAUUAGCAAUUCAAUGUAAGGUACCAAAAGAGGAAGAAUUCUUAGAAAGUGGUCCUGUAACAAUAACAUUAGAUGAUAUUAAAGAAAGUCUUAAGAAGACUCAUAUGUUAUAUGAUAAGAAAGGUGAACAACAUUAUGACAUGAUUUCUGCUCUACAUAAAUCUGUUAGAGCAAGCGACGAAAAUGCUUCUUUAUAUUGGUUAACAAGAAUGAUACUAGGUGGUGAAGACCCCGUUUAUAUUGCACGAAGAUUAGUAAGAAUGGCAUGUGAAGAUAUAGGUUUAGAAGAUCCAAAAGCUUUAGGAAUUGCUAUACAUACUAUGCAUGGUUGUAAAAUGAUUGGAAUGCCCGAAUGUGAUGUCCUUUUGGCACAAUGUACAACAUAUUUAGCAAGAGCACCAAAAUCUAGAUUAAUGGAAGAUGCACUUAGAGCUGCUCAAAGAACAGUUGGUGAUCAUAAAGGACCUCAACCAACAGUGCCUCUACAUUUAAGAAAUGCUCCAACAAAACUCAUGAAAAAUUUAGGAUAUGCUCAAGGUUACAAUAUGAGACAUAAAGAUGCAUCUGGACUAAAUUAUUUACCAGAAGGACUUGAAAAUAUAAACUUUUUUAAUUGUUGAAAAUUGUAUGGGAUGAACAGAAAUUUGAAUAAGAGCGUUGUUAUAGAUUUA